This is a messenger RNA of Echinococcus granulosus, 201 nucleotides long. RefSeq lists its product as hypothetical. NCBI's taxonomy places the organism in Eukaryota, Metazoa, Platyhelminthes, Cestoda, Cyclophyllidea, Taeniidae. The coding region runs from base 1 to 201 and encodes 66 amino acids. The transcript has 3 exons. The record is from RefSeq and is a predicted model, not a curated record.
AUGGGUGAAGAACUCACAGUAGUGUUUGGCGUCAUGAGUGAUGAAUCAGAUGGACAAAAUGGUCCUUUUUUGUUUUCUCUACUUGAUCUAAAAGUUGAUAUUUGGGUUGUUUUAAGUUUUUUUGUUGAUUUUAUCAACAACCCCGAAGUAGGACGCAUUAGUUUACCUACUUUUGGUUUGGAAGGUGGGUCAGCAAUUUGA